Molecule: messenger RNA, 509 nt
Organism: Neopelma chrysocephalum (saffron-crested tyrant-manakin)
Lineage: Eukaryota; Metazoa; Chordata; Aves; Passeriformes; Pipridae
Product: GON-4-like protein
Exons: 5
Biological process (GO): regulation of DNA-templated transcription
Cellular component (GO): nucleus
Molecular function (GO): transcription coregulator activity
Source: RefSeq, a predicted model, not a curated record
GACUUUGCUGCCUUCCUCUUGCCAGAGCAAGCUUUGGAGUGUGGGCUGUUUGAGGAGCAGCAAGCCUUCGAGAAGAGCCGCAAGUUCCUCCGGCAGCUGGAGAUCUGCUUCGCUGAGAACCCUGCCCACCACCAGAAGAUCAUCAAGGUCCUGCAGAGCUGUGCAGACUGUCUGCCCCAGGAGAUUGCAGAGCUGAAGACCCAGAUGUGGCAGCUGCUGAAGGGCCACGACCACCUGCAGGACGAGUUCUCUGUGUUCUUCGACCACCUCCGGCCCUCGGCCAGCAGGAUGGGAGACUUCGAGGAGAUCAACUGGACAGAGGAGAAGGAAUACGAGUUUGACGGGUUUGAAGAGGUGUCUUUGCCAGAUGUGGAGGAGGAGGACGAGCCACCCAAGAUCCACGGGGCCGCGAGGAGCAAGAAGAGGAAGGAGAUGGGGGGACAACACAACGACAAGGAGGUCGAGUGGGUGGAGGGGGUGAAGGAGUGUCUGUGUGUCUGUUCCAGGAG